Messenger RNA from Phytophthora sojae, 213 nucleotides. RefSeq lists its product as hypothetical. The transcript has a single exon. The record is from RefSeq and is a predicted model, not a curated record. The annotation marks the transcript as partial. NCBI's taxonomy places the organism in Eukaryota, Oomycota, Peronosporomycetes, Peronosporales, Peronosporaceae.
CUGGAGCACCAGGAGACUUGCACUCGGUUGAUAAGCGAGAUGCCCCGAGCGCGCAGCCCCAGUCGAAGAACGAUCGAGAUCCAGGAGCCUCCACGAGCUGCGCCUGCUGCGAAGCCACUAGCUAAGCCGCUGGUAUUCCGGAAGACCAAGCGAGAGUUGGAGCGAGAGCAGCAACGAGCACGGGAGCAGCUCGAGAUGGAGCAGAGGAAGAAG